CCCAAGUAGAGCGUGUGGGCAGUUCCUCCCCAGGCGAGCAGUCGGACAGGUCCUGGAUUUUGAGAGUGAGAAGUGAAUGGCAUAACUGGGAGUGGACAAUGAUCGGGAAAUCUUACUUCCUCCUGUCACUUCUCCAAGUUGGACUGUCACAAGAGUGGAAAGGUGACACUCCACGAGAGGUGACAGCGCAGGAAGGUUCGUGUGUACAGAUUCCGUGUCAUUACAGUUAUCCAGCACAUUUUGAAAACAAACGACGAGUCGGAAUCUGGUUAAAUAAGGAGAAAUACAAAUUGCGGGCUUCCAUAGCCUUUCACUCCAAGGAUCACAGUCACGAGUUACCACGGUUCCACCAUCGGACCCAGCUGUCUGGAGACCUGAAAGAUGGCGACUGUUCCCUGAUUAUAAACAACAUCAGACGGGAAGAUGCAGGACAUUAUUUUUUCAGAAUAGAAUUUGACAGCAGGAAUAGAUACAACUACUAUCCUGUAACCCAGCUUCACGUUUCUGUUCAGUCCUAA
Messenger RNA from Carcharodon carcharias (great white shark), 518 nucleotides. Its product is annotated as sialic acid-binding Ig-like lectin 13. The coding region runs from base 99 to 518 and encodes 139 amino acids. The record is from RefSeq and is a predicted model, not a curated record. The transcript has 4 exons. Lineage: Eukaryota; Metazoa; Chordata; Chondrichthyes; Lamniformes; Lamnidae.